UUCAAACCGACGAACAUUUUCAGAAGGGUCAGCUUGUCAAAUACUAUUUAUUUUCGUCUGCGUUAUAUUUAUACGAAACGUAUACUUAUGAUAUAGGCAUAUGUCAGUCAUGAAAACUUAUUUGAUUGCUAUGUCGCACGUAGUGAGGAAGGAAGGAAAAGUGAAAGCGUUAUGAAAUAUUAAUUUAUUUUCCGCGAAGGGAAAGACUUUGCGAAGGAGGGUUUAUAUCAGAUAUUGUAGGGAUGUUGUUGUGGCUAAUGCAAAUUAUUUCGUUGAAAAGUAUGGAACACAAUAGAAAUUAUUAUUACGACAUUAGUAAAAGAUUCUUGUGGAUGGUCGGCCAAUGGCCUUAUCAAAAACCGAAAACGAGAUUAUCCUUUUUGGCUUUGGUAGUUAUAGUUUUGGCUAAUUGCCUUUUUACACAGAUAGCACAAAUUUUUGUAUGCGAAGACACACAGUGUAUUUUUCAAACUUUACCUCCCCAUUUAUUAGUAUGGAAUUCUUUAGUGAAAGUGCUCGCAUAUCGAUUUAACAGCCAGAAAAUUAAAGAUCUCACUGAUCACUUAUUCGUAGACUGGAAUAUUCUUAAGACUCAAGAAGAACGUGAGAUUAUGAAAAAAUAUGCCGAUAAUGGCAGGUGGUACUCAUUGAUAUAUGCCUCGUAUUGUUAUGUAUCUACCGUAUCAUUUAUAACAAUGUCUCUUGUGCCACGUAUCAUGGACAUCGUGUUUCCUUUAAAUACUUCACGUCCAAUAAUGUUAGCAUAUCCAGCGCAUUAUUUCGUUAACGAAGAGCAGUAUUUCUAUUAUAUUUCUUUUCAUAUGUUAAUUACUGCCUUGAUAUGUGUGACUGGAUUAAUUGCACACGAUUGCAUGUUCUUUACUUACAUAGAACACGUUUGCGGUCUUUUUACAGUGGUUGGAUUUAGAUUUGAACAUAUAUUAUAUAAACGUAAUAUCACGAAAAGAAAACUUAUUAAUUACCCGGAUGAAGUAUAUAACAAAAAUAUUGCAUUUUCAGUUCAUUCCUAUCGACGAGCUCUGCAGUUUGCAGAACUUGUUGAAAAAGUCUUUUCGAUAUCAUUCGCUAUGCAACUCAUGAUAGCUACGAUUGGUCUUAGCGUUACCUUAUUGCAAAUUGCACAGUUGCAUAAUUUAAUGGACACAACAAAGUACUUCGUUUACAUUUUUGCACAAUUAUUUCACUUAUUCUGCUUCAGCUUUCAAGGACAAAAAUUGAUAGAUCAUAGCCUUCAAAUUUGUUACAAAAUAUAUAAUAGUGCGUGGUAUGAGAUACCCGUGAAAGGACAAAAACUUCUUUUGAUCACGAUGAGAAAAAGCACCAAAGCCAGUACUGUGACUGCUUGCAAGAUAUAUGUAUAUUCUUUGCAAAGUUUCACAACGGUUUUGCAGACCGCAAUGUCAUAUUUUACGGUGUUAGCGUCUUUCAGUGAAUAACUUGACAGUGAUUAUAGCAUACAGUAUAAUAAAGCUGAAAAAAUUUUACAAG
This is a messenger RNA of Camponotus floridanus (Florida carpenter ant), 1509 nucleotides long. Its product is annotated as odorant receptor 13a-like. The coding region runs from base 243 to 1457 and encodes 404 amino acids. Gene Ontology annotation, cellular component: plasma membrane. Gene Ontology annotation, molecular function: odorant binding; olfactory receptor activity. Gene Ontology annotation, biological process: sensory perception of smell; detection of chemical stimulus involved in sensory perception of smell. The record is from RefSeq and is a predicted model, not a curated record. The transcript is spliced from 9 exons. Lineage: Eukaryota; Metazoa; Arthropoda; Insecta; Hymenoptera; Formicidae.